This is a messenger RNA of Protobothrops mucrosquamatus (brown spotted pit viper), 1302 nucleotides long. RefSeq names its product hyaluronidase-4-like. Gene Ontology annotation, molecular function: hyalurononglucosaminidase activity. The annotation marks the transcript as partial. The transcript has 3 exons. The record is from RefSeq and is a predicted model, not a curated record. Gene Ontology annotation, biological process: hyaluronan catabolic process; carbohydrate metabolic process. Lineage: Eukaryota; Metazoa; Chordata; Lepidosauria; Squamata; Viperidae.
AUGUCAUUUAUGUGGAGUUCUGCUUUGGCCCUGAAGUCCGCUCAGCUUCCAGUGUUCCAACGGAUGCCUUUCAUAGCUGCCUGGAAUGCACCGACAGAUCAUUGCUCCAUCCGAUAUAAUAUCACAAUCAGCUUAAAAAUGUUCCAUGUGAUUGGAAGUCCAUUUGCCAAAGCAAGAGGACAGAAUGUGACCAUAUUUUAUGUCAACAGGCUGGGAUAUUAUCCCUGGUACACAUCACAGGAAAUCCCAAUCAACGGUGGCCUCCCUCAGAAUUUCAGCUUGCAAACGCAUCUGGAGAAAGCUAACCAAGAUAUUAAGUACUAUAUUCCUGAUAAGGAUUUCACUGGGUUGGCAGUCAUAGACUGGGAACACUGGAGACCCCAGUGGGAGCGUAACUGGAAUACCAAAAACAUUUACAAGAGACAGUCAAGGAAACUGAUUUCCAAACUGCAAGAGAAUAUUUCUGCAAAUGCUAUCGAAAGUUUAGCUAAAUUUUCUUUCGAAAAAUGUGCUAAGGCUUUCAUGAAGGAAACAAUUGAGCUGGGGAUUAAAAGCAGGCCCAAGGGCCUCUGGGGAUAUUACUUAUAUCCUGACUGCCACAAUUACAAUUUCCAUGAGCAGAACUAUACUGGCUCAUGUCCAGAAAAUGAACUCAUGAGGAAUAAUGAACUGUUGUGGUUGUGGAAUAGCAGUGCAGCAUUAUAUCCCUCCAUUGGUAUUAAGAAAUCCCUCGGAAGCAGUGAAAACACAUUACGCUUUUCACAGUUUAGAGUGAAAGAAUCCAUGAGGAUUUCCUUUAUGACCUCACAUAAUUAUUCUCUCCCAGUCUUCGUAUACACUCGACUAGAUUACAGAGAUCAGCCAUUGUUAUUUCUUUCUACGCAAGAUCUUGUCAGCACAAUUGGCGAGAGUGCUGCCUUGGGAGCUGCAGGAAUUGUUAUUUGGGGAGACAUGAAUUUAACAUCAUCAGAGGCCAAUUGCACAAAAGUGAAGGAAUAUAUUGCUACUAAUUUAGGUCCCUACAUCACCAAUGUAACCAAAGCUGCGGAGGUGUGUAGCCAGCAUCUGUGCCGGAAUAAUGGAAGGUGCAUACGAAGAAAUUGGAAAGCUUUGGAUUAUCUUCAUUUAAAUCCUCAGAAUUUUCAAAUCAAAACUUCAGAGAAUGGAGUUAUUGUGAGAGGGGUAGCAUCUUCAACUGACCUUCAAACAAUGGCAGAAAAAUUCAGUUGCCAUUGUUAUCAAGGAUUUGAAGGAGUUGAUUGCAGGAAAAUUAAGACUUCUGGCUGGCAACCAGGGCACUCU